This is a messenger RNA of Gossypium arboreum, 468 nucleotides long. Its product is annotated as L10-interacting MYB domain-containing protein-like. The coding region runs from base 1 to 468 and encodes 155 amino acids. The record is from RefSeq and is a predicted model, not a curated record. NCBI's taxonomy places the organism in Eukaryota, Viridiplantae, Streptophyta, Magnoliopsida, Malvales, Malvaceae. The transcript is spliced from 3 exons.
AUGACCAACUUUGAGAAAGAAACGGGCAAGGCUUUUUCACAAAGACAACUUAAAAAUAGGUGGGAUGCCCUAAAAAAAGAAUGGAAAGCUUGGAAGAAACUUAAAGGCAAAGAUACUGGUCUAGGGUGGAAUCCUAUAAAAAGAACCGUUGAUGCACCAGAUGAUUGGUGGGAAAGUAGGCUAAAGGUUGUGCCGGAAGCUCAAAAAUUUAGAACAUCGGGCAUUGAUCCUAAAUUCGAGGGGAAGUUGGACCAAAUGUUCAUAGGGAUAGUUACAACAGGUGAUAAAGCAUGGGCACCUUCUUCUGAUACACUCCGUAGUGAUUUUUUGGAGGAUGUUAACAAUGAAAUACCUGAAGAGAAUGAAGAAGAAAAUGUGAUGAGUAUAGUUGAGAAUUCCAGCGGUGAUGAAAGUGAUGAUGAAAGAGAAAAGAAAGAGAUUUUACAACGCAUGGAAUGUUUUAACUGA